Suillus clintonianus is the source of this 240-nucleotide messenger RNA. RefSeq lists its product as uncharacterized. The transcript has 3 exons. The record is from RefSeq and is a predicted model, not a curated record. The annotation marks the transcript as partial. NCBI's taxonomy places the organism in Eukaryota, Fungi, Basidiomycota, Agaricomycetes, Boletales, Suillaceae.
GGCUUUCACCAUGAACAGACAGGCGCGCUACUUUGUCCUGCUGGCCUCGACUGGUCUAACUCUGAGGCGAAAGCUGAACUAAAGAGUGGUGAGAUCAUCGUGACUGGAGACCAGUGGCCGUUGUUCUUGUACGCAGACUACCAUUAUGAUCCCGAGGAUCCAUGGAAUGGUCUGUUUCGAAGCGCCUUGCUAGUUUGUGCAUACAGAUACGUCUUCACGUCCCCCAGUUCUGUGGACAAA